GGGUGACCCCCCAUUGCCUUCUGCCCCCCCAGACAAAACCAUCAUCAUGUGGAAACUGACCCGGGAUGAGACCAACUACGGGAUCCCCCAACGGGCCUUGCGCGGCCACUCCCACUUCGUCAGCGACGUCGUCAUCUCCUCCGACGGCCAAUUCGCCCUCUCGGGCUCCUGGGACGGAACCUUGCGCCUCUGGGAUCUCACCACGGGCACCACCACCCGCCGCUUCGUGGGCCACACCAAGGACGUUUUGAGCGUCGCCUUCUCCUCCGACAACCGGCAAAUCGUGUCGGGGUCCCGGGACAAAACCAUCAAGCUCUGGAACACCUUGGGGGUCUGCAAGUACACGGUGCAGGAUGAGAGUCACUCGGAGUGGGUCUCCUGUGUCCGUUUCUCCCCCAACAGCAGCAACCCCAUCAUCGUGUCCUGCGGGUGGGACAAGUUGGUCAAGGUUUGGAACUUGGCCAACUGCAAGUUGAAGACCAACCACAUUGGCCACACAGGUUACCUGAACACGGUGACUGUGUCUCCUGAUGGUUCCCUCUGUGCUUCUGGGGGCAAGGAUGGUCAGGCCAUGUUGUGGGACCUGAACGAGGGGAAACAUCUCUACACUCUGGAUGGAGGUGACAUCAUCAACGCCCUGUGCUUCAGCCCCAACCGCUACUGGCUCUGCGCGGCCACCGGGCCCAGCAUCAAGAUCUGGGACCUGGAAGGGAAGAUCAUCGUGGACGAGCUGAAGCAGGAGGUGAUCAGCACCAGCAGCAAAGCUGAACCUCCCCAGUGCACCUCCUUGGCCUGGUCUGCUGAUGGGCAGACCCUGUUCGCGGGGUACACGGACAACCUGGUCAGGGUGUGGCAGGUGACCAUUGGCACCCGUUGA
This is a messenger RNA of Chaetura pelagica (chimney swift), 877 nucleotides long. It is a transcript of the gene RACK1, whose product is annotated as guanine nucleotide binding protein (G protein), beta polypeptide 2-like 1. The transcript is spliced from 7 exons. NCBI's taxonomy places the organism in Eukaryota, Metazoa, Chordata, Aves, Apodiformes, Apodidae. Gene Ontology annotation, molecular function: translation regulator activity; protein kinase C binding; ribosome binding. Gene Ontology annotation, biological process: rescue of stalled cytosolic ribosome; positive regulation of protein phosphorylation. Gene Ontology annotation, cellular component: cytosol; nucleus. The annotation marks the transcript as partial. The record is from RefSeq and is a predicted model, not a curated record.